Messenger RNA from Penaeus monodon (black tiger shrimp), 1258 nucleotides. Its product is annotated as galanin receptor type 1-like. The transcript is spliced from 3 exons. The record is from RefSeq and is a predicted model, not a curated record. Gene Ontology annotation, cellular component: membrane. Gene Ontology annotation, molecular function: G protein-coupled receptor activity. Lineage: Eukaryota; Metazoa; Arthropoda; Malacostraca; Decapoda; Penaeidae. The coding region runs from base 115 to 1248 and encodes 377 amino acids. Gene Ontology annotation, biological process: G protein-coupled receptor signaling pathway.
ACAAUUCCCCAACAUGGCCACAGCAGUCUUUCUGUUAACGCCAGUGUUUCUCCUUUUGGUGAAUCAACACAACCGAUCGAAGGGAAAAAUAGUUUUCAGUGUAUUGUAAACAUCAUGACACAGAUUUGCACGAAUAGAGGCAGUUCUGCAACACAGUACAAGGACUGGAUACAAGCAACGCAGUACUGGGUGUGGACCCUGACUACUAUAGGCGGUCUGGGGAACCUGCUCACCAUAUUGGUCAUCCUGCAUCAGCUGUGCAUAGGAUACGCGUGGAAACACCGACCCCGCGGUUCUCUCAAGAGACAAGGCAGCAAUUUCCACGUCGAGAAGCCUGUCCUCCCCUUCGAGGGCCACACCCUCCUCCUGCUUCACCUGAGCUUCUGCGACCUCUUGUACGCUACUGUGAGCCUUCCCCUGACUGCCACGGCCUACGGGUAUGCCCUCGACGGUGCCACGCAGGAACUCGAAGGCCUGUGCCCGGUCGCUGCCUUCCUGAGGUACACCAACGCCCUGGCGGAGUGGCUGACACUCGGGCUCUUGGCGUUCCAGCGGUGCGUGGACCUCGGCCGCUGGAGGAGCGCGAGGUUCUUCCAGCCCGCGGCCACGGGGGCCCUCAUCGCCGGCAUCUGGGUAGUCAGCGUCGCCCUCCAGCUCCUGCCCUUCGCUGUGAGUGGCUACGGUUACUCCUGCGAAAACUUCAAGUGCGAUGUCACAAAUGAUGUCCUCAAGUUUAUUUUCUACGCCCUUCAGUCGCUCCUGCCGUGUAUUUUGAUGUUCAGUGGAUGUAUUGGACUGUUGUACCAACUGCGGAAGUAUACCAAGGAAAUGGAAAACAUGAAAUUGGUUUCCAACGUCUCGAGGAAGCGCCUGGUCAAAUCCUCCAUCCUCGUGCUCUCUCUCCUCCUCCUAUUCCUCAUCUGCGUGGUUCCCAUCUGCAUCCACAACCUCAUCCCGAAAAGCGCCAUUAGCCCGGACAUCCACAUACCCACAGGAAUCGCCUUCUACAAGAUCUACUGGCUCCAAUACGCGCUGAACUUCAUGCUGUACAACAUCAUGAGUGCCAACUUCAGGAGUGCCUACCGCCGUUUCUUCAGCCUGUUGUUUCCUUGCUGUUGUUCUCCUGUUGGGGAUUCAGGCAACAUAUCCAAUAUUCCAGUUUCGCAAAGCUGUAUAAGUGACACGCAGAGGGAGAACCUGUCAGUUAGUACUCAAAGUGAUUUUAGGGGGACGGCUACUAGGUUUUGAAUCUUGCAUA